Molecule: messenger RNA, 1640 nt
Organism: Thalassophryne amazonica
Lineage: Eukaryota; Metazoa; Chordata; Actinopteri; Batrachoidiformes; Batrachoididae
Exons: 2
Coding region: 393-1436 (347 amino acids)
Source: RefSeq, a predicted model, not a curated record
AAUUAAACAACUUGCUGCCAAAUUGAUAAUGAACCACACUGAAGUCCAUUUACGGCUGCAGCAGAGAACUCAAAAAGUUGCGUUUGACUCUCUAGAGGAACUUGCACAAGGGACACAGUGUGCGUCCUGAUUUAACUGCAGAUGGUCUGCAUGGCGAUUUGAAAGAAAAAAAAAAAAAAAACUUCAGAGAGGGAGGGCAGGAAAAGAUUUCGAUCACAUGGUUAGAAAGUCAUUCUGAGAGCGUGCUGGUGGGUUUGUGCUGCCCACGGAAAUAUAAAACUUCACAGCGCAGUUACGCCCAAGCGAAUGAGCAGUUUUUGGAGCUUUGCAUCAAUCAGCAGCGUCGUACUGACAGAUACAAAACAGAAGGCGAGCGAGUGAAGAAAGUAAAAAUGGAAAAUCCAACUGCGACUCCGUUAACCAGCACCGCCGCCGCACCAUUUCCCAUCAACUCCACAUCACGGGCGCCUUCGAUCUCUAUCUUAGACAUCAUUGCAGCCAACGACAUCACCUCCAGAGCGAACUACUUCUACGCCUUCAUCGCUGGGUUGGGCUUGGUGGCUGCAUGUUUCCUGUUCUACAGCUUCGCCGUGAGCUACAGAGCUCAGCGGUGGCUGGCGUGGCUCGACAGCCUGCUGUGGGCGUUCUGUGGCUUCCAGCUGCUGCUCCUGUUCCUCUCACUCUCCGCCGUAGCCCACAGACCCAGCUACCUCAUCACCACGGCUUUGGGCUGCGUCAUGCUCUCCUUCACAGUCAACGUGGCCUUGCUGUGCGGCCUGUUCAUCCUAGUUCUCGUGGACUACGUUCUAACCUUUGACCCGCCGUCCCACGCCCUGCUGAGGAAGCCGGGGGUCUGUGCGGCUCUCGUGAGCCUCGCCUCUGUUGUGUCUUCUCUGCUGUUGGCUAGUUUUCGAGGACCCAGACAUGAUCUGGGGACUAUGGGCCCCUGCUUUAUAGAUCCGGUCCGUGCUGGCCUCUUGUAUGCGGCCGCAAAGUUCAUCCUGGCUUUCCUGACUCCCUAUCUUCUCCAGGUGGGACUUCUGAUUGCCAGUUGCGUCCGCCAGUGGAAAUCUAAUGGAUGUUUUCUCUCCGGAUCCGAGGAGGGUCCCAUGUUCCUGACCGUCACUGGGGUCAUGUGUGUCUGCCACCUCUUCUACAGCGUGGCGCUGGUGAGAGGAGCGCAUUUAGAAAAGGACGGAGCACUGAGCCCCCGUGAGGGAGCAUUUCUGAGCGUGGCUGAGUUUGUCUUCUUCUCAGGCAGCAGCGUGAGCCUUGUGCUCGUGCUGCUCAUGCACAGAACGUGCCGAGACAAUCUAUUUGGAAUGUUCAGGCAGCUGAAGGACUGCUGUCAAAGAUCAGGACGCACACAGACCAACAGAAACAUCAUAGCUCCCCAAAUUGAGAUCACAGACACCCUGCAGGACUACGAGUUAUAGGGGUCAAAAACAAAUCGUGCUGAUGGUGCAUCUAACGGAACUUAAUCUCAUUUACAUGUUUGUGAGUUAUGACACCUUAAGGUGGUGUCUAUACUGCUUCAUCUUGUGUGUAUUAGUCCAUGGGCCAAGCAGAAUCCAUCCCCAGUGUACCAUGACCUACACAAAAAUGUAUGAUAACAUCCAAGGGCGGUAGUUAUAGCCAGG